Molecule: messenger RNA, 708 nt
Organism: Lentinula edodes (shiitake mushroom)
Lineage: Eukaryota; Fungi; Basidiomycota; Agaricomycetes; Agaricales; Omphalotaceae
Product: ankyrin repeat-containing domain protein
Exons: 1
Biological process (GO): positive regulation of transcription by RNA polymerase II
Cellular component (GO): nucleus
Molecular function (GO): protein binding; transcription cis-regulatory region binding
Source: RefSeq, a predicted model, not a curated record
AUGAUUGACAUUCAACAAAGGUGCAAUCUCAAAGUAAUUCAAGACAAUGAUUGGAAGGACACAGCACUAUAUCAAGCUGCACAAAAAGGUCACAUUGAUGUAGUUGAGGUGUUGGUGGAUAAGGGGGCUCAUGUUAAUGCUCAGGGAGGGAAAUACGGAAAUGCACUGCAAGUUGCAGCAUCUUACAAACACAUGCACAUUGUGAAAUUUCUAGUUCAAAAGGGGGCAAAGAUUAAUGCUGAGGGAGGAAUGUAUGGCAAUGCAUUGCAAGCAGUGUCACUAUGGGAUGAGUUAGAAACUGUUAUUCUUUUGGUAAAAAGAGGUGCAGAUGUGAAUGCACAAGGAGGGAGAUAUGGAAAUGCACUACAAGCAGCAUCAGCAAAAGGCAACUUGAAGAUUAUCAAAUUUUUGGCAGAACAGGGGGCAGAUGCCAAUAUCCAGGGGGGGAUUUAUGGCAAUCCAUUGCAAGCUGCAUCAUUGUCAGGAGACUUUGAGGUUGUAAAAUACUUUGUGGAAGGGGGGAUCAAUGUCAAUAUUCAUGGGGGCCAAUAUGGGAAUGCACUGCAAGCAGCAUCAUUGUCAGGAGACUUAGAAAUUGUCAAAUAUUUGGUGAAACAUGGUGCAAAUGUUAAUGCUCAAGGAGGUCAAUAUGGAAAUGCACUUCAAGCAGCAUCAUUUGAAGGUAACUCACAAGUUGUCAAAUUCCUU